CAACAUCUACACCAAGUACCAGCAACAACUUCUACAAUGAAGGCUCUAGUGGCACUCGCGAUAGUCUCAAUGGCCUCAGGCCAGAUCGCACUGCAAGGUCGCCGAGUCGUCGUCCCGAAUAAUCUGAACGUGAUCAACUCCGGUGCGUAUGUGGCCGCACAGAACUACGCGCCCACGCCUUACGAAUUCGCAUACUCCUCGGACGAUGUGGAGGGAUCCCACUCAGCUCAGCAGACGGGUGACGGCAACGGUCGAGUCCAAGGCUCGUACACAAUCAUCUCGGCCGAUGGACGUCAGCGAACCGUGAACUACGUCGCCGACGAGAACGGAUACCGCGCUGAGGUCACUACGAACGAGCUCGGUACCGAAUCGAAGAACCCCGCCGAUGUCAUCAUCAACUCGUCAGCGAUCACCGGAGAGCAGGCCGCCAUCCAAUACGGUCCUCAAGCUCCUCCAACUAGGCAACAGGUCGCAGUGACCCGGCAGAUCGGUCAAAUCGACAACCGCGUCGCGCUGCCGUCCUACGGAACGUUCGCCGGCGUGAAUCUCGUCCGCGGUUAGAGACGAUACCCGCCCAAGGGAGCCGAUCAGUCCGACGACGGACGUGGGAAUCAAUCACAAACAUCGAUUGAGAGAAAAUGGAGAUUCUUCUUCGGAUAUGGAAUGGGACUACUCUGUCCGAAGUCCUUUCCAAAUUUUCGACGGGUACGAGACUGGAGUGAGCGGUUGCGGAAAAUGCGUUUCUUCAGUGGAACCCUGUUUACCCCCCCC
This is a messenger RNA of Galendromus occidentalis (western predatory mite), 771 nucleotides long. RefSeq names its product cuticle protein 10.9. The transcript has 2 exons. Gene Ontology annotation, cellular component: chitin-based extracellular matrix. The record is from RefSeq and is a predicted model, not a curated record. Lineage: Eukaryota; Metazoa; Arthropoda; Arachnida; Mesostigmata; Phytoseiidae. The coding region runs from base 37 to 561 and encodes 174 amino acids. Gene Ontology annotation, molecular function: structural constituent of chitin-based larval cuticle.